AUGGAUGACGGAAAAUCAACGAAACGCUCAAGGGGCCUAUUGGGGCGUGGUGCUUCCGCGAAAAUAUACUCCGCAUUUUGCGUCGAAGAUUCCAAGCUGGUCGCUAUUAAGAUAUUUUCGCGCUCAUCUACAUCCUCCAAUUCGGGGUUCAAUUUUUGCGAACAUGAGCAACGAAUUCUGGAAAACUUGGUUGGAAAGCCACAUUGUAUACAGCUGAUUGAUGCCUCCAUUGCAAGAGAAAUCAUCAUCCUUGAAAGAGGAGAGGCCACCCUUUCGGCGCUAUUGACAUCGGAAAAAAUUGGCGAUCUUCGAUUUAUUGCAUAUUUUUUUCCACAGCCCUCAAACUUUGUCCUAUGCAAAGGGGCAACGUUAAAACUAAUCGAUUUCGGCAUUUCUAAAUGGAUUGUAAACGAGGAUGACGUUGUUCUUGUUGACAAAGACACCCAAAUGGGUACGCUUUCAUAUAUGGCGCCAGAAUCUUUGAAGGUGUCCAUUGUGGAUUUCCCUGUAGCAUCCUCAUUUGUUGAAAUGGGAACCGCAGCUGAUAUUUGGGCGCUGGGGUGCAUUCUUCAUGAAAUGUUGGUUGGAAAGCUGCCGUUCUCCCUUUCAAGCCAAAUAUCGCUAAAAGAAAAAGUUUCCCUAAUCACCAAUGCGGAUUCUCAGGUAGAAAUCCCGGAGUCCCCGCCGUCUCAAACGGAGUCCUCUGAUGGGUGGAGCCAUUGGCGCUCAAUUGCGCUCAAAUGUCUUGUUAAGAAUCCCUGUUUUCGGAUAAAAAUGCCAGAACUCCUUUGUUUAGUUGAGAAAAUUUGGUAA
Mitosporidium daphniae is the source of this 813-nucleotide messenger RNA. RefSeq lists its product as uncharacterized. Bases 1 to 813 code for a protein of 270 amino acids. The transcript has 4 exons. Gene Ontology annotation, molecular function: protein serine/threonine kinase activity; ATP binding; protein serine/threonine/tyrosine kinase activity. Lineage: Eukaryota; Fungi; Microsporidia. Gene Ontology annotation, biological process: mitotic spindle assembly checkpoint signaling; peptidyl-serine phosphorylation; chromosome segregation. Gene Ontology annotation, cellular component: spindle; nucleus; kinetochore. The record is from RefSeq and is a predicted model, not a curated record.